This is a messenger RNA of Glycine soja, 1389 nucleotides long. Its product is annotated as probable xyloglucan endotransglucosylase/hydrolase protein 33. The record is from RefSeq and is a predicted model, not a curated record. Gene Ontology annotation, molecular function: hydrolase activity, hydrolyzing O-glycosyl compounds; xyloglucan:xyloglucosyl transferase activity. The transcript has 4 exons. Bases 25 to 960 code for a protein of 311 amino acids. NCBI's taxonomy places the organism in Eukaryota, Viridiplantae, Streptophyta, Magnoliopsida, Fabales, Fabaceae. Gene Ontology annotation, cellular component: cell wall; apoplast. Gene Ontology annotation, biological process: xyloglucan metabolic process; cell wall biogenesis.
UUUCUCCUCAUAUGUCCACAAAACAUGGCACUUUUGCAACAAAAACUAAGCUUCUCAUGUCUACUAAUACUUUGCUUAGCCACUGUGGUUUCUUCACACAGCAGGCCUUAUACAACUCCAAGUGUCACACGCUUGACUGAUUCUUUUCCUCGUGUGCAAGUUGAUAGUGCUUUUUCUAAGACCUUUGGUGCCAAAAAUAUUCAGUUUCUUAGUAAUGGAUCCACGGCCACAUUGGCUCUUGACAAAAUCACAGGCUCUGGCUUGGUAUCACAAAGCAGAUACUCCUAUGGAUUCUUCAGUGCUGCAAUCAAAUUACCUUCUGGUUUGUCACCUGGAGUUGUUGUUGCAUUUUAUUUGUCUAAUGCAGAUAAAUUUCCUCACAACCAUGAUGAGAUAGAUAUUGAACUGCUUGGUCAUGAUAAGAGAAAUGAUUGGGUAAUUCAAACGAAUAUCUAUGCCAAUGGAAGUGUCAGCACAGGGAGAGAAGAGAAAUUCUAUUUCUGGUUCGACCCAACACAACAGUACCAUUACUACAGCAUCUUGUGGAACAGUUAUCACACAGUGUUCUUAGUGGACAAUAUUCCAGUUAGGGAAUUCAUACACAGCAACACAUACCCUUCUAUUUAUCCAUCAAAGCCAAUGUCAGUGUAUGCCACAAUAUGGGAUGGUUCACAAUGGGCUACUCAUGGAGGCAAAUACCCAGUUAACUAUAAGUAUGCACCAUUUGUUGUUUCAUUUGCACAAAUAGAAUUGAGUGGCUGCAUAUCUGACCCCACAGCCGCAGUUUCUUCAUGCUCUAAGGCCAGUCCUUCGGGCCUAGACCCAGUUAAUGGAUCAGAGUUUACUAAGCUAUCACAGCAGCAGAUAGCAGCUAUGGAUUGGGCAAGAAGGAAACUCAUGUUUUACUCUUACUGCAAUGACCGAUCCAGAUUCAAAGUCAUGCCACCAGAAUGCCAUUGAUCUAAAUUAAUUGAGAAAAAUUAAGAAAAGGGAAUUCCUGAAAAAGUAGUUAUUAAUUUAUCAUGAAGGAAACAAUAGUCAUACUUUAUAUAAAUUAAUACCACUUUUCAUCCCUUCAUGGUAAAGAUUUUUUGAGGAAUUCUCCUUUCAUAAUUUUUCUGUUAAAUAUUAAUCUUUACUUUUUUUUCUCUCAAGAGUGGGGAAUAAUAAUUAUAAUGUUGUAACAUCAAUUCUUUGGCUCAAUAAUUGCACGAAAGUGUCAGAAAGAGCACUUGAACAGAAAAUGGACAAAUUAAUAUAAUGUAUUUUAUACGUUUCUAUACCAAUUCAUGUACCGAGACAUGAAGGUGCUAAUUAGUACUCUUGUCUAGUGUGUAGUGUCUUCUUAUAGUGUUACCAUUCAACUAUACACAAGGCAUUGAAUUAAUU